Molecule: messenger RNA, 1400 nt
Organism: Topomyia yanbarensis
Lineage: Eukaryota; Metazoa; Arthropoda; Insecta; Diptera; Culicidae
Product: NADH dehydrogenase [ubiquinone] 1 alpha subcomplex subunit 9, mitochondrial-like
Exons: 3
Coding region: 118-1323 (401 amino acids)
Cellular component (GO): mitochondrion
Molecular function (GO): protein-containing complex binding
Source: RefSeq, a predicted model, not a curated record
UGCAGCACAAACUGUCAAAUCAAAAAGUUUUAAUUUUUUCUCCUUCGCCAUCCGAGGAGAUUGAACGAGAUAGGAAGGAAUUACUUUUGCCACCUACUCAAUCGUGGAAAGGUCGCGAUGGCUUCGCUAAUCCUGGUAAACGGCAUCAACCUUGCCAAGCAGCAGACCGGAGCACUUGGAAUCGUCUGUCUGAAGACCAAUUACAGCACGGAUGAACCACGCAAACUUAAAAGCACUAAUUUAGCUACGCUGAAACGUGGUACUGGUGGUCGGUCCAGUUUCAAUGGUAUCGUUGCGACCGUGUUCGGCAGUACUGGAUUUUUAGGACGCUAUGUGUGUAACAAGCUCGGAAAAAUUGGGUCCCAGGUGAUCAUCCCAUACCGCGGUGACCAUUAUGAUGCGUUGCGUCUUAAGCUUGUCGGGGAUUUGGGCCAGGUACUAUUCCAUCCGUACCAUCUUUGCGACGAAGAAUCGAUUCACAAAGCGGUCAAGUAUUCGAAUGUCGUGAUUAAUCUAGUUGGUCGCGAUUGGGAGACGAAGAAUUUCACCUUCCAGGACGUUCAUGUGGAUGGAGCCCGCCGAAUAGCUCGUAUCGCCAAGCAAGCUGGCGUAGAGAAAUUCAUUCAUUUGUCUAGCAUGAAUGCCACUGCUAGUCCCGCCCCAAUUUUGAAAAAGGAUGGCAGCAAAUUUCUCAAAUCGAAAUACUACGGAGAACUAGCGGUACGUGAAGAGUUUCCGGAGGCCAUCAUUUUCCGACCGUCGGAUAUCUAUGGUCAAGAGGAUCGUUUCUUGCGCUACUACUCGCACAUUUGGCGCAGACAAUUCCGUGCCAUGCCGCUUUGGUAUAAGGGUGAGCGAACUAUCAAACAACCGGUCUUCUGUUCAGACGUUGCGCAAGGCAUCAUCAAUGCGAUCAAAGAUCCGGACACCCAGGGCAAAACCUACCAAGCGGUCGGUCCACGCCGAUACAAGCUAAGCGACCUGGUCGACUGGUUCCACCGGGAGAUGCGUAAGGACCAAGACUGGUGGGGCUACCGGCGCUAUGAUCUACGAUACGAUCCGACAUUUAUGAUGAGGGUCCGUCUAACAGAAUUCAUCUGUCCGUCAUUCCCCGUCGGCGAACUGCACACCGAACGAGUGGAGCGCGAGUACGUGACUGACGAUGUCGAGAAGGGGGUUCCAACGCUAGAAGAUUUAGGCGUCAAUCUGACGCUGAUGGAGGACCAGGUUCCAUGGGAGUUGAGACCGUAUCGAGCUGCCCUUUACUACGAUGCUGAGUUGGGCGAGUUUGAGAAACCGAUACCGCCCCCGUUCAUUCACUAAGGAGAGGGGUGCUAUUGGGACUAUUCAGCGUUUACAUUUGAAAUCUAUCAGAAUAAAUCCGUAAAACUUGUUUAACA